Messenger RNA from Linum tenue, 1720 nucleotides. The record is from the annotation of a GenBank genome assembly. Lineage: Eukaryota; Viridiplantae; Streptophyta; Magnoliopsida; Malpighiales; Linaceae.
AAUCCAUGAAGCAAACGACCCAAUAGUAUAGAUUCUUCCCAUGUACUGGACUAAAAAUAAAUGUGAUUUAAGUGACCAAUUAACCCAAAUAUAAUCAUAAGAAAAACGAAAACCCCCCAACCAAUGUGGUCUAUUAAGUUUGCAGCUGUUCUUAUCCAAGCCCAAUUACCGGUUCUGUUGUUAACCUGAUCGCAGCCUAAAACUUGCCCUAAAUCCCCACCUAGCCUUCCACGACAAGCUUCCACAGACCACACACACCACAAUUACAAACACCGUUCCGAGAGCACCGGCUCAGUGAGUCAUUCUACAACAAACCCCCAAAUUUUGGCGCCCCCAAAACUCGUUUUGAACACAUCCACCUUCUCCCGCUCUCUUUCUCUCUCAUCUCAAGUAAAUUCCAGGCGAUAAUGGAGCAGCAGCAGCAAAGGAACCCGAACUUGGCGCAAGAACAGCAACACGAGGAUAAUGGCCCCAUCCCCGUCGAGCAGCUUCAGGAAUCAGGUAUAGCUUCCAUUGAUGUGAAGAAGCUAAAAACUGCCGGUUUCUGUACAGUCGAGUCAAUUGCAUACUCCCCUAGAAAAGAACUACUGCAAAUUAAAGGAAUCAGUGAAGCUAAAGUUGACAAAAUCAUUGAAGCAGUGUCCAAUUUGGUCCCGCUUGGUUUUACGAGUGCCAGCGAACUUCAUGUCCAGAAGUUGAACCUAGUUCAGAUCACAUCUGGGUCAAGAGAACUAGACAAGAUCUUGGAAGGUGGCAUUGAGACAGGAUCCAUCACUGAGUUGUAUGGUGAAUUUCGCUCUGGAAAGACUCAGCUCUGCCACACGCUUUGUGUUACCUGCCAACUUCCAUUUGAUCAAGGGGGUGGCGAAGGAAAGGCCAUGUACAUUGAUGCUGAAGGCACAUUCCGGCCCCAGAGACUGCUUCAGAUAGCAGAGAGGUAUGGACUGAAUGGUGCUGAUGUCUUGGAAAAUGUGGCAUAUGCACGAGCUUAUAACACCGAUCACCAGUCACAGCUUUUGAUUCAAGCAGCUUCCAUGAUGGUGGAAAGUAGGUAUGACUUGGGACUGCCAUCCAGAUUUGCUGUUCUGAUAGUAGACAGUGCUACAGCAUUGUACAGAACGGAUUUCUCUGGCAGAGGUGAAUUGUCUGCUCGCCAAAUGCAUCUUGCCAAGUUCCUCAGGAGUCUUCAGAAGAUGGCUGAUGAGUUUCAGGUAGCUGUGGUGAUUACAAACCAAGUAGUUGCACAGGUAGAUGGCUCUGCUAUGUUUGCUGGUCCUCAAAUCAAGCCUAUAGGUGGUAACAUCAUGGCACAUGCUUCUACAACUAGGCUUGCGCUUCGGAAGGGAAGAGGAGAAGAACGCAUCUGUAAAGUGAUAAGCUCUCCUUGUUUAGCAGAAGCUGAAGCACGGUUUCAGAUCUCCCCUGAAGGUGUAGCUGAUGUUAAGGAUUGAAAUAUGUCCACCAGCUUAGGAAGCAGCUUGCCUUGUGAAAAUACUAAUGUCUCAGUUUGAUGUCGUUUCUGUCGAUUUCAUUUCAUUGAUGAGGCUAAUACUAAUAGGUUACAACUACACAGAUCGGGUGCUGAAGUCAUAACCAAUGGGUUGAGGCGUUGAGCCGUUAAUAAUCUUCAUCUAACUUCAGAUCGACAAAGAUAAGCAAACAAUUAGUAAUAUAUGCAGUUCACAAGAACAAAAUUGAUUAAAAAAUGCAAUUAUAGAAC